Molecule: messenger RNA, 1295 nt
Organism: Triticum aestivum (bread wheat)
Lineage: Eukaryota; Viridiplantae; Streptophyta; Magnoliopsida; Poales; Poaceae
Exons: 4
Coding region: 243-1055 (270 amino acids)
Source: RefSeq, a predicted model, not a curated record
GCCAGCGUUUGGGUGGUCGUAGACAUUGGACCGUGAUAUUGGAAGCAGCCCGGGAACACUUCGCGCGCUCUUCCCGAAUUCUUUGCUCUGGCGCUCGGUUUUGGGCUGAUUUUGCCCGAGCGCUCCACCCCCAUAUCCCUUCGACCGCCCCAGAAGCGAAAAGGGCUCGCGCGGGACGAGGUGGAGAAGCGGCGGCACGCGGCGGCGCAGGUUGUUUAGCUGAGGCAGAUUCAAGCUGCACCAUGUCUGACUUGGACUUGGUUGCUUACAUAAACGAGGAGAACAAAAGAAGAAAGAGGAGGCGAAUAGUUUUGACCAAACUGCACUUUGAAUCGUUUCUUCUUGGGAUAGCAUAUCUUAGUACGCAGAGGGCACCAAGGGAUUUAGGAAGCUUUAGUGACGAUGAGGAAAAAAACAUUCAUCGGAAGUAUUUGCUAAAAGGAUUGUAUGAUGGGGCAGAAGUAACAUGCUAUGAUCAGCUACGUUUAACUAAAAGAAACUUCCAUGACUUAUGCACCAUGUUGCGUGAGAGGGCUGGUCAAAGUGGAUUUGGGUGGGAUUGGAUCAAUAACAAGUUGUCGAUUGAUAGUGAAGAUGUGUGGAUUAAAUAUGUCGCGGCUAACAAGAAAGUAGGAUUUUACAAGAACAAGGUCAUUAAGAAUUGGGAUGCUAUCACCACCAUAUACUCAAAAGAUCAUGCAAAUGGUGAAGGUGCUGUCACAGGUGCUGAAACUGUUGUAGAACCAACUAUGGAACCCAAUGAAGCCUCUCCUGAAGUGCCACACAAAAAACAGCGGACUGGUGAUGCCAUCCUGUGCCUACUUGGGGAUAUGAAAGGCUCAUUUAAUGAUGCUUUGAAGUCACUUGAGCCUUUACCUCUGCCCCAAGUUACACCUCCUGCUGAAAUCCUCGCGACACUUGAGAUGAUCCCUGAUUUGGCUCGUGGUGACAUAUUGCGAUCUUAUGGUAAGUUGAUCCUUAGCGAACGCUUGUACCAAGCGCUUCUUGAGCUUCCCAUGAACUUCAGGAAGGAAUGGUUGUUGAUGUUGGAAUAGUAGAAUGGCUCUUGAUGGAUAAUAUGUAUGUGUACUACUACUUUUAGUUCUCCUAGUUUGUGUGAGACUUUUGAACUUGUCCUAAAGUUGCAUGGUUGAUGCACAGGACUUGUUAUGUGUUCCAGAUGGUGUGAGACAUGUUAUAAUAUGUAAUGGUGUUGGCAAGGCUAUCAUAAUAUGCUGCUGCUACCUACAGUUUUGAGCCUAAUUCUAAUAUACUACUGUAAUGUACAGUUUUCA